This is a messenger RNA of Pyricularia oryzae 70-15, 2513 nucleotides long. RefSeq names its product Na(+)/H(+) antiporter. NCBI's taxonomy places the organism in Eukaryota, Fungi, Ascomycota, Sordariomycetes, Magnaporthales, Pyriculariaceae. Gene Ontology annotation, biological process: proton export across plasma membrane; regulation of membrane potential; sodium ion export across plasma membrane. Gene Ontology annotation, molecular function: sodium:proton antiporter activity. The transcript has 4 exons. Gene Ontology annotation, cellular component: plasma membrane. The record is from RefSeq and is a predicted model, not a curated record. The coding region runs from base 565 to 2181 and encodes 538 amino acids.
GUGAUAAGGACCAGAAACAAUUGUUUGUGGCAUCCUUCUCGGUGGUGCUGUAUGUAGCCGGCGGAAGUACUAAUUUUUACGAGGGUGGCAAGCGCGGGGACCCAAAAAAAAAAUACAUCGAGUAUCCUUGCUGAUAUCUUUUUCGCCUGGACAUCAGACCGGAUGGUUGAUUCUCAAGCAAAUCUCUGUCAUCUCUUCCCAUCAGCUAUUUCGUACAAAAUUGUCAUAUAUUCUUCGUCAUUUACUUGCCCUCGUCCAACAUAAACAUCACCAGAGGCUUCUCCCAAACCAUUCGCGACCAUAACGAAUUGAUCGGAUUUUGUCAAGUCUAUUAACCGACCGGCCAGGCCAUAUCAAAAACCUCAAUAGAUAUUUCGCUCUCGGCCUUCUUCGAGAGCGCGCAGAGUUCACAGGGUGGCAUCGGCAGUUUCGGCGCCUAACCCACCGAACUCUCCCCAUGAUUUGCUAACAGGAAAGGACACUACUGCCGGUUCUUUAUCCGGUGGUCUCAUCCACCGCAAGAACAAAGCCGACUCUGGGGUGACCUGAGAAAGGGAAAUCAGAAUGCCGACUUUAGCAAUUACCAACUUCAACAUCGUCCUCACCGUCCUGGGUGCAUGGAUAACUCUCUUUGGGCUGGUCUCGUACCUAUCCAAGGACCGGUUGUAUCUCUCAGACCCACUCAUCUCACUCCUGGCUGGGGUAGCUUUAUCCCCACUGGCAGCAAAUCUCAUCAGGCCCCUCGAAUAUGUUGGCGGCUCAGAGGUUACUCUGGAUGAAGUGACGCUCGGUUUCAGCCGCUUGGUGUUGGGCGUGCAGCUUGUGAUGGCGGGUGUGCAUCUCCCCAGUCGGUAUCUGCGGCGGCAGUGGCGGCCCCUGACCAUACUAGUGGGUCCCGUCAUGACGGGGAUGUGGCUCAUGACGAGCCUGCUGGUCUGGGGGCUCGUGGUCGUGCCUUUUAGAGGGAGCACGGUAGACGGGACUGGCGUGUUGUGGGCCCUGGCGAUCGCGGCGUGUGUUACGCCCACCGACCCGGUACUGUCGGGCGUGAUAGUCAAGGGCCGCUUCGCAGAUGACAAUGUCCCACAGCAGCUCCAGCGACUGAUCAUUGCCGAGUCCGGCGCCAACGACGGGCUCGGGUAUCCAUUUUUGUUUCUUCCGCUCUUCCUGCUCAAGUACGUAGCCGCCGGUGGCGGAAACCAUUCCGCUCCCGCUCCCGCUCCCGUCCAAGGGGGUGCGUCGACGGCGAUGGGCUUGUGGUUCGGCGAGACCUGGGGCUACGUCGUCAUCCUCGGUGCAGUAUACGGUGCCGUGGUUGGCUGGGUGGCCAAGGAGCUGCUGCACUGGGCCGAUCGGCGCAAGUUCGUGGACCGCGAGAGCUUCCUGGUCUCCUCCAUCGCCAUGGCACUGUUCAUCAUUGGCACGGGCGGCAUGCUCGGCAGCGAUGACGUUCUCGCGUGCUUUGUUGCGGGGAAUGUGUUUACCUGGGAUGACUGGUUCCGCUUGGAGACCCUGGACGAUAUGCUGGAGCCGACGGUGGAUAUGCUGUUGAACGUUACAAUCUUCAUGUGGUAUGGUGCCAUAUGCCCUUGGAACAGCUUUCUGCACAACGACGUGGUCCCCAUCUGGCGCCUUGUCUUGCUGGGGGUCCUGGUCCUGGUCCUGCGCAGGUUACCGUUUGUGCUCGCCGCGCACCGGUAUAUUCCACAGAUCAGCCAAGGGCACAACGGCGGCGGCGGGGGCAGCAGCUUGAGGCAGGCGCUGUUCGUGGGCUUUUUUGGUCCCGUUGGCGUCUCCGCCAUAUUCUAUCUGCAGGUGGCGCUCGAGUUUGUCGCGGCGCUCGGCGAAAUGGGCCUUGGAGACCAUGACAGCAUCAAGGGCUUGACCGAGAUGCUGCGGGUCGUGGUUUGGUUCAUCGCAGUUUGCAGCAUUGUCGUUCAUGGGCUGAGCAUCCCCUUCGGAAAGAUCUUUUUCCGUCUCCCGCAGCAAUUCCUGGGGGCCUCGUGGGGUCAUGCACUGAGCCGAUCGUCCACGGCAGCAAUCCUUACGCCGUCCCAAGGGUUACCUAUCACGGCGCCGCCGACCACCAGGCCUCCGUCGUCCCGGGACGGCGAGUCGAGGCCCAGACCCGCGGGCCGCGGAAUCUCGUUUCAGGAGAGUGGCCGACCUCAGUCGGCGUAGGCUCUGGAGGACGGUGCUGCAUGUAGUACACAGAUUGAUUUUAUUUUUCUCUUUUUUGAAGAUGAAGAAACAAGAAAAGCAGGAAAGGAGUUUGUAUUGUGCCAGUUCAUGAAAUCAUCGGUCAAUUAUCCUGAAAGAUGUGAUGGGUUUGACGUUAGGUUCUUAUCUCCCAUUGUGGGUGCCAACAUCGGAUGUUGUCUACUAUGGUUGGUACAUCUGCAUCGACCCAGUGAACACUCUAGAGCAUCUAUGCGGCAGAGGGCAGAAAUAUAAUACAGAGCGGUGUUUGAUAAAACUGAUACUUCGAAAGCAAAUAAUAUGCAUUCUUGAAC